Molecule: messenger RNA, 1161 nt
Organism: Pomacea canaliculata
Lineage: Eukaryota; Metazoa; Mollusca; Gastropoda; Architaenioglossa; Ampullariidae
Product: peroxisome biogenesis factor 2-like
Exons: 8
Coding region: 92-1042 (316 amino acids)
Biological process (GO): protein import into peroxisome matrix
Cellular component (GO): peroxisomal membrane
Molecular function (GO): zinc ion binding
Source: RefSeq, a predicted model, not a curated record
UAUUCUAGUUUCGAAUACUUAUAGCUUUGGUUUAUCUCAACCAACCAAACAUUCUCUCUCAUUUCUUCUGAUUGCCUGUCAACAAAGCAGCAUGGCAGGUGGCGGAGCACUGCGUGUCAGUCAGCUCGAUUCUGCAGAACUGGAUCGUGAAAUGGUCACCGUCUUUAAGACGCACUUCAGUCAGCUCUUUAAAUAUUUUCAGACCAGCUUUCUGGGACGGUUUGACCCAGAAGUGACAGCACUAAUCAAAUUGAUAAUAUGGAAGUUGUCCUUAUUAGACUGUAAUGCAAGUCUGGGCCAGCAACUUUUGGGCAUCCGCUAUGGUCAGACACGUGGAAAGGACACGGGCAAGUGGAUGUCGCUGAAUCAGAAGAUCUGGUUUGCAGUUAUUUCUAUAGGCUGUCCAUGGUUACGGGAACGACUUUCUGUAUUCAUGAACUUUUCGAGGUUGUCUAAUUGGGAACCACAGACUGAGCACAUCUUACAGUUAAUAGAAACAUGUCUCAAGGUGGCAUCUGUUAUAAAUUUCCUGAUCUUCCUUCGGCGUGGUGUGCAUCUGUCUAUUACAGAGCGUCUUUUGGGUUUGCGAGCUCAAUUUCCUGAAAGACAAGCAAUUCGACAGGUCAGCUUCGAGUUCAUGACAAGAGAACUACUAUGGCAUGGCUUCGCUGAGCUUCUUGCAUUUAUUCUACCACUGAUAAACCUCCAGAGGGUGAAGAACACUGUGUUACGUUGGAUGGCAGCAAAGAGACAGAACUGGCAGUCUCUUGAUACAAGAAGUCCUGCUGACCUCACUGCAUGUGUGGUGUGCGGAGAGUGGCCAGUACAUCCUCAUCAUAUAGGGUGUCGUCAUGUCUUCUGUCACUUCUGUGUCGCAAGCAACCUCAAAGCAGACCCUGAUUACAGCUGUCCUGUGUGUGGUUCUGGAAUCCUGAGGACUGUAAUGGCACCACAGCCAGUCAGGCUGACAUUAGGUCAUAUGGAUCUAGCAAGUCAGGCCAACAUUAGGUCAUCUGGAUCCAGCAAGUCAGGCCAACAUUAGGUCAUAUGGAUACAGGAUAGCCAGCUCAACACUUCAUCCAUCUGUACAUACCAAUGCCAGCAUAUUCAUUUGUAAUAUCAUUUGAUACUCUGUUGAACUCAUUAAAUUUGAUAUGCAUC